AUGGCGACGGUGGCUCAGACGCUGCAGAGCUCGGGCCCGGCCGCGUCCCUGGAGGACCAGACACUCCUCAUCUUUGCGCGGCUGAUGGAGGGCGGCCAAGAGGAUGAAGAGACGUGUAGAGACCUGGAUGAGCUGACCAAGCUGCUCAACGACGAUGCCGGUGCCCAGCAGAAGAACAAGGACCACAAGUCCAUCUGCGAGCUCAUCGACAGUGACUGCGUCGACACGAUUCUGUGCUAUCUUGAUAUGCGCCAGCCCGAGGUUGUCCGCGGCCAUGCCACCCUGACCACAUCGGCCUAUCUAAGAGCUGCCAACGAGCAGGGCUCCAAGAAGCUGUCUGAUUUUUUCUUUGAGCGGGUCAAGAGAGGCACAUAUGAUGACUACAUCGUGGCCUUUUGCGUUGCGGCCGCCAUCUUCCCCAUCGUUCCGGAUCUCUCCGCCGAGCUUUUUCUCAACGAAGGCUUUCUCGUUUCACUGGGCCCUCUGAUGAGGAGGAAGUGGAAGAGCCGAAAGGUUGAAACGGCGUGCUUGGAAAUGCUCAACGCUUCAUGUAUGAACUCUGCGUGUCGAGAGGCCAUUCAAAAGUACUGCGUCGAGUGGCUCGAGGAGGUGGUUGACCAGGAUCUGGAUGGAGAAGUUCUCAGUAUGAAUGCAGACCCCAACGUUCACAGCGAGGGCGGCUCCAUCAACAUGAGGAAGCAUUCCGAGCAGGUCCAGCACUUGGCCGCUGUCAUUUUGGCCAAACUCAGGGUUGUGCCCUCGAACCCAUCAGCGAAUGACCCGAAUCAACCUAGGGUCGAGGCGGCGGUAACGAGCAUUGAAGAUUUAUCCGGCAUGUUUACCAAGAUGAUUAUGCGUGACGAGGAUCACGGAAGGCAGCAUUCUAUAGAAGGCCUUGCCUAUGCAUCCCUACGGCCAAAGGUUAAGGAAUCCAUCGUUAGCAACCCUGAACUACUCAAGAAACUCGUCACAACACUCAAGGAUGCACCACCUCGGUCUCCAAUGACAUAUGGAGCUCUUAGCAUCUUUCUCAACCUGACUCGAUAUCGACCUUCCCUUACUGAAGAGGAGAAGAAGAUGUCUCAACUCAAGGCUUAUGCAGACGCGGCCGGCAAGUUGGCUCCGCCAGACGCUCUGGAUGACGAUGAGCACGUCGCCAAGAGAUGCAAAGCCGUCUUUGACGCCGGCCUCACACCCGUUCUUGUUACGCACAGUAAGAACGGAUCACCAGCAUCACUAUCUAUCAUUGUAUCCAUCAUUCACUCAUUCGCCAUGACACAGGCACUUCGUGCCCCCUUGGCUCAGCGGGGAGCCCUUAAUCUGCUACUGGCCGCAUGGACGACCCUUCCAGAAACCGAAGCGACUGGCCGUCGCAUGGCCGCCCAAGCAAUUGCCCGCAUCCUCAUCAGCACCAAUCCUAUGCUUGUCUUUGGUGGCAAUCGUUCCAACUCAGCCAUUGCUACUAUCCGACCUCUGGCCUUCAUUUUACCGCCUGAUCCAGCAGCUGACAGACGAGACUUACUUCCCACGUUUGAGGCGCUCAUGGCACUUACCAACUUGGCUUCGAUGGAAGACGAAGAUGUUCCUCGUUCUAUUAUUAGUAUCGCAUGGGGUCAGAUUGAGGAGCAGAUGUUGUCUUCCAACGACCGCGUCUCUCAAGCGGCUGUUGAGCUGGUGUGUAAUCUGAUGCAAGCACCGGAGGGCAUAGCGCUAUAUGCGGAUGGCAAUCCACAAGCCAAGAAUCGAAUCCAUAUACUCCUAGCAUUGGCAGAUGCCGAAGAUGCAGGUACGCGCAGUGCAGCAGGUGGUGCUCUGGCUUCCUUGACAGGCUAUGAGAGUGUAGCGAAGCUGGUAUUACAGAGAGAAGGGGGCAUCAAGGUUAUCCUAGGCAUGUGCACAGAUGAGGAUGAAGGGCUACGGCAUAGAGGUGUAGUUACGCUCUACAACAUGGUCGCUGGAGAUGUCGAAGUCUGCCAGCUCGCGCGGGAAAAGGUCAAGGAGGCGGAUGGAAUCGAGGCAUUGAAGCAAUCUCUUAAGCUGAGUAGGAGGCCGGAGGUUCUGCAGCUUACGGUUGAGACAUUGAAGGCGCUUUUAGGACAAGAGUAG
This is a messenger RNA of Trichoderma virens Gv29-8, 2106 nucleotides long. RefSeq lists its product as uncharacterized. Bases 1 to 2106 code for a protein of 701 amino acids. Lineage: Eukaryota; Fungi; Ascomycota; Sordariomycetes; Hypocreales; Hypocreaceae. The record is from RefSeq and is a predicted model, not a curated record. The transcript is spliced from 2 exons.